This is a messenger RNA of Adineta steineri, 537 nucleotides long. The record is from the annotation of a GenBank genome assembly. Lineage: Eukaryota; Metazoa; Rotifera; Eurotatoria; Adinetida; Adinetidae.
AUGUAUUAUUUAUUUUUGAUGACACUUCAAAUAAUUUAUUAUCAAGAAUUAUGUAUUUUUCUAUUAGUUGUCAUUGGUGUUAGUGUAGUUUCGUAUGUUAAUCCACCAAAUUUAAUUAAAUUUUCAACUGAUGUGUUCAGUUAUACAAGAUAUUCUUUAUCGAAAAGUAAUGAACAAUAUACAACAACAGUUGUAAUAGUAUAUUUUCCACUGAGUAGAUCUAAAUAUAGUAAAGCUAAAUAUCAAUCAUGGAUUGAAAAUCUAUUAGGAUUUUGCCAAUCACCUAUCAUUAUAUAUACAGCAAGUGAAUAUCAACCCAUUUUACAACAACUUCGUCGAAAUAAGUCAUUAAUGACUCAUUUUAUUGUGGAAUAUAAUUCCCCAUUUCAAAUACCAUCAGUAAAAAAACUUAUUCCUAUUUUUGAACAACAAUAUCCAAGUGAUCCUGAAGGUGCAUAUCACUCUAUAGGAUUGUAUGCUGUAUUGUGUGCCAAACCGUUUAUACUGAAUCGUAGUGUCGAGCUUAAUCCUUUUUGA